AUGGUCAAGAUCGAAUGCGUGGUGGAGGCCGAGAACUAUCUCGGCGAGGGGCCGGUCUGGGACCCGGUGGAGGGAGUCCUCUAUUGGGUGGACAUGCUGGAUAAGGAGGUCUGGCGCCUCGAUCCCCGCACCGGCAAGACUCACACCUGGACGCUGCCGAAGACGGUGGGCGCCUUUGCGCUCCGCGAGCAGGGCGGCGGCGUGCUGACCAUGCGCGACGGGUUCUACUUCAUGGACCUCGAUAGCGGCGAGACCGAGCUCAUCGCCCUCGUCGAUGCGGACGAGCCGCGCUCGCUCUUCAACGACGGCAAGGUGGACCGCCGCGGCCGCUUCUUCGCCGGCGGCGAGGAUGAAAUCUCCGAAUCGCCGAUCUGCGGCCUCUUCAGGCUCGACCCCGACCUCACCGUGCACGAGCUGGAGCGUGGCAUCAUCUGCAACAACGGGCCGAGCUGGAGCCCCGACAACAAGACCUUCUAUCACACCGAUUCCUACAUGCAGGAGAUCUACGCCUACGACUACGAUUUCGAGACCGGCGCGAUCUCCAACAAGCGGGUCUUCGCCAACACCCAUGACGAGCCCGGCAUUCCCGGAUGGCUCCACGAUCGAUGCCGAAGGGUAUCUGUGGAACGCGCAGAUCGUCUCGGGCCAGCUCGUGCGCUACGCGCCGGACGGCACGGUCGACCGCCGCGUGCCGGUGCCGACCAAGACCAUCACCAGCAUCAUGUUCGGCGGCGAUAA
Geodia barretti is the source of this 738-nucleotide messenger RNA. Lineage: Eukaryota; Metazoa; Porifera; Demospongiae; Tetractinellida; Geodiidae. The record is from the annotation of a GenBank genome assembly.